Messenger RNA from Cylicostephanus goldi, 1566 nucleotides. The record is from the annotation of a GenBank genome assembly. NCBI's taxonomy places the organism in Eukaryota, Metazoa, Nematoda, Chromadorea, Rhabditida, Strongylidae.
AUGACUGACGCAAUUUAUCUGCAGGCAGAAUUAUCUGGUCUCGUUGGGAGCAGUCCAACUGAGGCGGUAGCUCCAGUUGCGCCACCACCUCCUGCUCCCUCUGUUGCUAAAUCGGACAAUUCUAUGUUGACGAGACUGAAUGGAUUACUUGCUGUUUACCAGAAAAUGCUAGACGCGAGCGCCAAAGAAGGGAACUCUGCCAAGCAGAGAAGGCACCAGCGAUGCGUGGAUAAAUUGAGAGAGCUUAUCUCCAAAGCUGAACGCGGUCUGGUAAUUGAUGAAGCAGAGAUACCUCCUGCUCCUCCAUCAUUCGCUCAGGCUGCUCCUGCUGCUCCUGCCCAGCCUCCUCCCUCAGCUCCUUCGCUGCAGCCACCUCCAGUGCCAAAGCGCACCUCAUCUGCAUCAGAUGUCCCUUCAGGAUCAGGAAUACAGCCGCCACCACCAAUUCCUAAACGGGAGUCAUCUUCAUCUGUUCCACCUACACAUACGGUCAGAAGGGCUACUGCGGAUGAGAAAAAGCAGAAGAUUUUGACAGUGUUGAAAAGGCGAAGAAAUGAAUAUGUGGCAAACGGAAAGGCUGCUGUUGCUGCGAUGGACAAACCAGCAGCCAAACAUUAUGUGGAAACCGCUAAACUGUUUGACCAGGCGUUAGCUGCUCUCGAUACUGCCGACCCCGACGAGCUUGACAUGUCCGAAAUUCCGCCGUCUCCACCUCCAUAUCGAAAGGAGGCUUCUGUAUCUGCUGCUGUGACACAACCCAAACCAACCUCAUUCUUGGGCGCAUUGCAAAGUCGUAUGCAACGUUUUCAAGAACUUGCACAGAGAGCAAAACAAGAGGGAAACGAUAGGAAGGCUAGGAUGAAUAUGAGAAUGGUUGAACAGUAUGCAGCGGCAAUUCGUGAUGCUAAAGCUGGACGACCAGUCGCCGUGGCUGAACUUCCACAUACGCCUGAUAUGCCACCUCUGCCACCUCAAAGGCCCGCAAUGGCUCCAUCAGGGCCUGCUCCUGGAAUGCGUCCUCCGCCCGCUGUUGGACCUUUGGCCCCGACUGGUCAGCCAGGAAAAUCGAGGAAUUCUACUCAGCUAGAAUUCCUCAUACAACGGCAAAGCGAGUUUAGGCAUGCUGCAAUGCAAGCAAAAGCUAAGGGCAAUAUGGAGUUGGCGAAGAAGUAUCUGCUGGAAUCCAAGGGCUUUGACAAAAUGAUUGCUGCUGCCAGAGCAGGUCUGCCAGUUUCAAUAAGAUCUACCCCAAUCCCUCCACAGGAAACGACGUCACAGGCAACCCUUCAACCGAGAAUUGUGUCAGCAGGAUCAAGCAGCACAACGGGAAUUGAAGGACGAGGAGAAGCUCUUGCGUUGAUGGAGAAAGCCUUAAUCGAACAAGUGCAAUUGGCUGAAAAUAGCCGCAUGCGUUUCACGAGGUUAGGAGAUGUCGGAAAGGUGAAACUUUUCGAAGAUUGGGCUAGAUCAGCAAAACAGGAUCUGCUACUCGUUCGUGAAGUAGCAAAGCAAGGACUGAGACUGCCACAGUAUGACUUGUUUGAAUAUUUGCUUUCGUCGUUCGCA